CCUUCGUCAACAGCUCUAUUGAUGACUCUAACACCAAUGCUACGAUACCUAUAAAGAUUAACGAAUUAGCUACAUAUCGACUUUCCAGUUAAUAAAAUGGAAGAGACAGGACCAGCAGGAGAGGAUGCAUUUGAGUCCUUGGAGGAGUUCCAGAUGGUCCUCAAUGAGCUGGUCGGGGACAAGAGUAUGGACAAGGUCCGGGUGGAGUACGAGAAGUUAAUCCGCGCGCUGAAGAAGUCCAGAGAGAAUGAGAAGAGGCUAAUGUCUAAAUGCAGGGAGCUGAAUGCAGAGAUUGUGUCCACCUCGACUAAAGUCGCAGCCGCCCUGAAACUGUCCCAGGAAGAUGAGACAACAAUAGCUUCACUAAAGAGGGAGCUGGAUAAAGCCUGGAAAAUGGUUGACGCUGCUCAUGAUAAAGAGAAGAGGGACAAAGAGACCAUUAGGAACUUAAACGAAGAAGUUGCCAACCUAAUCAAAACGGCCGAACAACAAACUGGCUUUUCUAUGAACCAAGAUCAAAGUGAUCUACUAAAAAUGAAUGAGGAGUUAACUAAGGAGAGGGAUCAGCUGCUGACAAACGUGGAGGGUCUGAGAGAAAAACUGAACAAGGCCACCGCAGUCCAGCAGGAUAUAGAGGCCCAGCGAGACACUGCCUUAGAGAAUAUUUCUCAGCUCCAGCAGGAGCUCCAGGUACAACAGAAUGAGAUUUCCCGGGAGAUGAGGUUGAAGGAAAAGCUGGACAAGGAGGUGAAGCAGCUGCAUAUUGACAUGGAGGCCAAGAUGGGGGACGUCAAAGCUUUGAAUCUGCAGGGCCAAAGGGCCAAAGAGGAGCAGCAGAGACUGGAGCAGCAGCUGAAAGAGCUCAAGAUCUUGAAUGAGCGAUCCAGCAAGGAGCUGGAGCAGAUGCAAGUGAAGAACACCAAACUGCAGCAGGAGUGUGAGCAGCUCUCAUCAGUCAAAGAACGUCUCUCUCUGGAAAAUCAGCAGGGCGCAAAUGAGCUCAAGAUGAGAGAAGAGGAAGUGAACCAGAUGCGUCAGGAGAUUGCCAAACAAACAAAGAUGAGAGAGACCAUCCAGAAGAGGUUCCACCAGAUGGAGGAGCAGAAAGCCGAUGUGGAUGUGCAGAAGGAGACACUCAAGGCUCAGAUUGCUGGUCUGGAGAAAGAUCUUGAAUCUUCCCAAAAGCAAGUUGAAGCUGACAGGAAAGCCAUAGAUGAGCUGAUCCGAGAGAGAGACAUCUUAAAUAAGAACAUGAUCAAAGCUUCACAGUCAACUGAGAAACAGCAGAACCUUGUGAAGCUCCUUGAGCAGGACAAGAAGACCUUGGAGCACGAGAUCAAUGGCUACCGCCAGGAGGCCCAAAAGCAACGCAAGAUCAUCCAACAGCUGGAAAAAGAACGUGACCGCUAUAUCAACGAGACCAGCAACCUCAUGCAGAAGGUGCAACAAAAAAUGAGUGAUGUCGAAGUAAGAGAGAUGGAGAUAUUUGACUGGAGGAAGAAGGUCUCAGAAGCUGAGUGCAAGCUCAAACAGCAAGAGAACCUGCUGGAGUCCAUUGUGUCUGAAAGGAACCUCUACAGCAAGAACCUCAUCGAGGCUCAGGAAGAGAUUACAGAAAUGAAGAGGAAGAUGAAGACCAUGAACAACCAAGUCACCCGACUGAGAGAUGAGAUCACUGGGAAGGAGCUUGCCCUGGCCAAGGAUCAGCAGGAACACAAGCGCUUAGAGAAGGAUAACGAGGCCAUCAAGGGGGAGCUGCAGGUGGUGAAGCUCCAGCUUGAGGAAACAAAGCAACGUGUUGACAGUCAGAAAGCAGAACAGCAAAAACUGCAGAAGGUCAUAGCCGACGCUGACGCUGAGCAGAUCCAACAGAAGAAGCAACUGGAACAGGUGAUCAGAGAGCGGGACAACCUGGGCAAACAGCUGCUACGCCGGAAUGAUGAGCGUGCACUGCUGUAUGAGAAGAUCAGGAUCCAGCAAUCAAUCCUGAGCAAGGGGGACUUCCACUACAACCAGAGGAUGGAAGACAUCUGCCUGCUCAAGCUGGAGGUCAAGAGGCUCCGGCGCAAGAAAAGCAUCCUGGACAAGACUGUGCCCAACACAGAGGACCUGAGGCGAGAGCUGUUCCACCUCCAGAGGGAGCUGCUGAGAGAGAGGACGAGGAGCAGCGUCCUUGAGGAACAGCUGAAGCCCAUAAAUAUUCACCGCUGGAGACGACUGGAGGGCAGUGACCCCAGCAAAUAUGAACUCAUCCAGAAGAUUCAGUCCCUGCAGAAACGACUGAUUGCCAAGACCCAAGAGCUUGAGGAGCGCGAACUCCUAUUACAGGAAAAGGAGAAGCUGUAUGUGGAGCUGAAGCACAUUCUGGCCCGGCAGCCGGGUCCAGAAGCAGCCGAGCAGCUCCAGCGGUGCCAGUGGACCCUCAGAGAGAGAACUAAAAAGCUCAAGGCGUUGAUAGCAGAGCUGAGAAUGCUCGACUCCAAGAUGAAUGAGUACAAAAGUGAAAAUCAAAGCUUAGCUAAUGAGCUGGCAAACAUUAAGAAGAAAUACCUCUUUCAGAAGAAGCUUCACAGUGAGCAGAGGACCAAGACCAAGGUGGAGCACCUGGAACCUCUGCCCCAGCUGAGCAGCAAACCUCACUUCACUGGAGGAGGCUUCAGGAUCGACAAUCCUGUGAGAAGAUAAUGGCUCUUUUAAGGGAAAUAUUUAUAAUCCAUUCAGAAAUACCUAUUACCACAUAACUUGACAAAGGUCAAAGGUUUUCAAACACCCUGUAUUUUACCACUAAACAAUCAAUCACCAAAUAAUGAUCAUUAAGGCUAAUUUCAUUUGUGCAAACAGAAGGGUGUCUGACACAGGACUGCUGUCAUGUUCUAGGAAAUAUUUUUGAUCAGUAUAUACAUUAUUAAUCUUGAACAACACAUUAAAUCCCUAUCAUGUUCUCUUUCUUUCCAGCUUAGAGCAUUUUCAAAAUCAGUCUGUUGUCUCUCACUACUGAAUGUUCAACAAUCAGUCUCUCUCAUCCCAAGCAGUGUACAGUAACUCUGCAUCACAAUCAAAAAAUGGUAAAGCACAAAAGGAAACCUCAAAGCUGUUUUUUUUCCUGUACCUUCUAUUAAGUACAAGUACUAAUGUGUUGACACGCAUCGUCAAACAGUCAUUGUAUGGUAAUGUAUAAUUAGGCAUCUUAGGCAUAUGAUUGGCUCUAAGUGGGAGGAAGGAGGGCUAAUCAAACAAAAGUGCAAACAUUUGCAAGGAACCUUCCUGUCUUUUGAGGUCUAAACUACACUGUAAUUCAAUAAGUGAACUAAAAAAGAUUGUUGAAAUGGAUUACAUCAGUUGUUCAUCAAGAAUUCUUGAUGAAGCAGCUUCAUUUGUGACACUGAUUUAGUUUGUAUGUUAAAAAAAUAAUUCCUGAUUUUACUUAAAAAUUCUUGAUGUCAUCAGUUUCAACAUUUUGGGGUUUCUACAGUGUAGGCUGUUUAAACAGUGCUACAGAAGAACAUCAUUUAGCAUUGUGCUGUAAAAAUACACACCCAGCAGCAACAGGUUCCUUCCCAACAAAUUCCACAUGACUCAAUAUUCAAUAUGCAGGACCACAUUUUCUCAAAUGAGAGGAGUCACCAUGUAAAGCACGUACUGCAUGUGUCUUAUGCCUGUUAAGUAAUGGGCCUGUGGGAAGGAAACUGUAUUUAUAAAAGCAAGCUCAUUCUGCAGAAAAGAUAUUGCUGAGCAGACAUACUGUCAAAAGCAGGGCUGGACUGGGACAAAAAAUCGGCCCGGGCAUUUUGAGCUGGCCCACCAGGUAUUGAUGGACGGCCACCUCCGCCAUCAUUACCUGCGGCUGCUUCGGAUGCUGCUGCUGCUGAAGAUGAAGCUAGCCACCAGCAAACAUCUGUGUUAUUUUAACACAUUUGGCAGCAUCUGCCUGAAGGGCUUGUCUCUUUUUAGCUCUAAUUUUUUCCGCGCCUCCUUUCCGCUUCUUGCUGUUCUCCAUUUUCGUGAUCUCCUCUCUCCCUGUAUGAUUAAUUGAUUGACAGCUGAGGCCCAAGAGGGAGGGGGCAUUGGCCCUCGGCUGUAAUUGGUCCAGCCCAGAAUCAAUCAUGACUAAUGGUCCGAUCUACCAGUUUUGUGUACCAAUAGGUAUCAUGACUAAUACCAUUACUAAUACUAGUACCAUUAGUAAAAAAAAAAAGUCCCGGCCCAAAAUCGCCAGUCCAGUGGUGGUCAAAACGAUAGAGCUGCUGGUGAUACAUAUGAUAACUCAUUACUGAACUGUAUUAAUAGGAUGUCAUGCGCAUUGUAAAAUUGUAAUGAUUCAGCAUACUGCUGUUGAAAUGUCUUCUAUUGUUGAGGUUCUAAGGCCACACCACCAGCACAGGUCUGAGGUUAAGUUGCUUUUUCAUUUGACCAUUCAACCAGUUGCUCAGCUACUCAGUUAAAUAAAUCCUACACUUCAGUUCAAUGUCCAAACAUUCAGUUUCUCACUUGAAUGCAAAAAAAAUGAAAAGAAAAAACGAGAAGAGCAUUUCUUGUUCUUCUCAAUGAAAGUGUAUUGAUCCCUGAUGCUUAUGUUUCUCCACAGAGCCAGGCUAGAUGAAGAUAUUUUAAAACCCUCUCAGAACUGGUACGGGCCUGUCACUUGCGUGUCUUUAGUUGUCUCAUUGUGUAAACUGUGUCAUUUGCUUUGUUUUUAUCAACUUAAAUCUUUUUUUUAUCAACUUUUAUCAACGUAAAGCACUUUAAGGGAACCGCAUCAGAAAGGUACACUGUGAAAAAACUUUACUUUCCUUCGUUUACCAAUAAGCACAUAUCUUAAUAUUUAAUCCAAAAAUCCUAAAACGUCCUGUUCAGAAACAUUGUGACUGCAGUAUGAAGAGAUUUAAUAAAGAGGUCAUGUUUA
Molecule: messenger RNA, 4903 nt
Organism: Dicentrarchus labrax (European seabass)
Lineage: Eukaryota; Metazoa; Chordata; Actinopteri; Moronidae
Gene: cfap58
Product: cilia and flagella associated protein 58
Exons: 18
Coding region: 97-2685 (862 amino acids)
Cellular component (GO): cytoskeleton
Source: RefSeq, a predicted model, not a curated record